CUCCCAGCGUGCCUGGCGCCUGCCGGGAUAUUGACCUGCUCGCGGGGGCUGCCGCCGUGUUGCCGCCAGCCAGGCCGCGAAGGAAGACGUAAGGGCCGCGGCCUGAGCGCCGAUCCCGCAGCCUGAGGGAAGAUGAGUUCGGCCAGGGAGACGCAGCCCCGCCACGGCAUGAAGCGAGCGGCCUCCCCCGAUCAGGGAUCGAGCAGCUGGGAGGCAGUAGACUUAGGUAAUGAAGAAAGAAAGCAAAAGUUCUUGAGGCUUAUGGGAGCAGGAAAGAAAGAACACACUGGCCGCCUUGUUAUCGGAGACCACAGAUCAACUUCUCAUUUCAGAACAGGGGAAGAAGACAAGAAAAUGAAUGAAGACCUAGAGUCUCAGUUCCAGCAAAGCAUGGACAGCACUAUGUCUGGAAGAAAUCGACGACACUGUGGACUUGGUUUCAGUGAGCUGGAGGAGGCUGAAGGACAAGAUGAUGUGAACAGAUACUCUCCUGAACCUGAAAGUCCAGAGGACUCUGAAAGUGACUCUGAGUCGGAGCAAGAGGAAUCUGCAGAAGAACUGCAAUCUGCUGAAAAAGACAGUGAAGCUGAUGAUCCAGAAAGCAAGAAAGAUGUGAAAAGCAAUUAUAAAAUGAUGUUUGUUAAAUCCAGUGGCUCAUAACUUCGGGUCUAAUAAGUCUUUGUAUUUAAAGUACAGUAAGCCUUUUUGUUAGUGCAAAGUGGAGGACUGCUUACAGCACAGAUUUUUGUAUUAUGAUUUUUAAAAAGCCCUUUUAGAUGAAAGAAAAAAAUAGUGUUUGCUUUCAGAUGCCAUGGAUGACAUUUUUAUGGGCAUGAGUGUAAUUUUUUGGGGGGUAAAGUAUAAACAGAUGCAUUGGAUGAAAAUAAAUGUAAUUCCCAACCUCCUUUUACAAUAUUCUCUGAACCCACUCUCCUUCCAUUGUAGUUGUCAAACCUCUGACACUACUUUCUUUGAUUAGUGUCCUUUUGUCUUGGGUGUUUGUUUGAGAAAUAAGGUUUCAUUGGAGUUGCCUGUUGCUGUAUUAAUUAUGAUACAGUAGCAAUGAUGACAGUAUUCUGUGGUGUAAUACAGCUUCAACUAUUGGUUCUGUUUGGUAAUACCAGCAGUACAGUCUGACAUAAUUGCCAGAGAACAGGUUUAUUCAUUUAGGUCCUGAUUCUGUAAUGAGUUUCUGUGGCAGAGUUCUACUGCUGUCUGUAGCACUCCAUCAGUGUAGGGGGCUCCUACAUCAUACCAGGAUGCAGAAGAGGGCCUUUAGGGUACAUCUACACAGAGCUUGGAAAAAAACUUUUGGUGGCCAAGGUGAGCUGACUUGGGCUGGAGCCUAAGCACUGAUAGCCUGUGAGGGAGGAGGGUUUGACAGCUUGGGCUCCAGUCUGAGUGCACAUGUCUACACAGUGAUACCCUACAGCCUGAGCCCAGAUUAGCUGACUUGGGCCAGUCACGGCCAUGCCACGGGUUUUUCAUCCCUCUAUAGAUGUACUUUUAGUUACUUCUCUAGGCCUGUUUUUAACAGCUAUAGGACAAGAGGGAUACAUUCUGCAACUAGUUUGAUGUUCCUGGGUGUAGAUAUACCUUUUGAAAUGAAGGACGUUGAUCCUUAAACUGCUUGAGUUGCAGUGUGCAUGAGAGCUACGAAAAAGCAGCGUUGGGGGAGGGAGGUUGUUCUUGUAUUAACAUACUAGUUUUAAUAAUUUCUCUCUACAGAGGUGAGAUUUGCAGGAGAUAAAGAACCGAACCAGGAAAUGAGCUCGUGUGAAAGGAAAAGAUACUUUGCUAUGGAAAAUGACAGGUGCCUCAAUUUAGUUACUUUUUUUUUUUAAAGAGGGGGAUGCAGGCAAAGUUGUGGUAUGCAGUCCCCCCUGACUUGAGUGCCACCAAUCAAACUGAAGUGAAGAGAGUUAGUCACAAUUACGAGUGAAAGGCAUGCCACCUCUUACUUUCCUUGCACCAAAUCCUCUAGUCUGUGCAUAAAGAAAGAAACAGAAGUUCUAAGACAUAGUAAGGACUAAAGCCCAUAUCUUCUGCAAAUUUAUAUAUUUUUGGUGUACUAAAGAUCAAACUUCCAUAUUGUAUGCAUUUUCUCAGCUAUUGUAAUGGCAUCUGUUUGAAAAUUGAUCAGAAUUAAUCUGAGGAUCACAAAAGGAAUGCCACAUUGCACACAUUCUGAAUGCAUUUCUUUCUGGGAGAGCAGGACUUUGUCUGCACCCACGUCUGAAAGAAAAAGCUUACCCGAGGCUCUUGAUGAAACUUACAGAAAAAAGUGGUAUCUGGUAAAGCUAUGUUUCUAAUUUACUAUAAUCUGUUGCAGUGAUUAUUUCCAUACUGUUUGCUAAUUUGUAUGAGCUGAAAUAUGUACAGUGAUUGUAAGAUAAUUGAAAAUUAGUACUUCAGCCUUAGCUACACUGAAAGACUUUGAACAAAUGUUACUUUAUGGAAAAAACAAGCAGUAUUAAACCAGAUACGUGUGAUUGUACACUAAA
Molecule: messenger RNA, 2504 nt
Organism: Chrysemys picta bellii (western painted turtle)
Lineage: Eukaryota; Metazoa; Chordata; Testudines; Emydidae
Gene: C4H11orf58
Product: chromosome 4 C11orf58 homolog
Source: RefSeq, a predicted model, not a curated record